This is a messenger RNA of Arabidopsis thaliana (thale cress), 4616 nucleotides long. It is a transcript of the gene TRM4, whose product is annotated as LONGIFOLIA protein. Gene Ontology annotation, biological process: regulation of monopolar cell growth. The record is from RefSeq and is marked reviewed. The transcript has 5 exons. The coding region runs from base 1254 to 4331 and encodes 1025 amino acids. NCBI's taxonomy places the organism in Eukaryota, Viridiplantae, Streptophyta, Magnoliopsida, Brassicales, Brassicaceae.
CAAGAACAUUAUACUUAUAUGUGAAAAGUUGUAUUUGGUGUGAUUAUGAAGGAAGAUACUAGUGAUAAUUUGUAUUUCAAGUUUCAAAUCCAUGAUCUUUAAUAAACAUAAAUUUGGUGACAGAAAACCAAAAAAAAUGAAUCAUUCUCUGGAUAUGUUGAUGACCUGACACAGAGGUCACAUGCAUCUAGGAGAAGUAAAAAACAGAUCCACUCUCUCACAUGCUUUUGUGAGAUGUAGAGCCUCUGUAUCUCCACACACACCCCUUCUCCAAUGUCUCUCUCUUUUACUCUAUUUUUCUUUUAUUACCUAUUUAAUAUGAUAAUCUAAAUAAGUGGUUUUUUUGCUCACAUUUUAUUUAGGAAAAAAAAAAAGAAUCCUGCCAUUUUCCAAUAAGGAACCCCAGUCCCCAUAUGUGGCUGAAUUUCCGGUUUGUUCUCUGAGCAGUUAUAGCAGUGAGAGAGAGAGAGAGAGAGUACAAAACAGAGGAACAUUUAGUCUCUUCUUGGAUCUGUAGGAGAUUCCUUUGUUCCUUUCUUUCUUUAAUCUCUCUUCUUCUUGAUUUGGCGGUUUCUUUGCUUUCUGCAACUCUUUCUUUUCAUUGGUUCUGUAGAUUUAAACUCACACAUUCCGUGUUUUAGGACAACAAACUUCUCAGACAAAAGGGGCACACAUGUUCUAGUGUUCUGUUUAUGGUUUAGUAGUUUAUUGAAGAUUGGAUCUAAUUACCAAAAGGGUUUUUAUCUUUCUCCCUCCUUUUGUCUUCAGUGGAAUCUGGGAAUCUUAGGUUUGUAAAAAGGUUUAAACUUUAUUUCCUUUUUAAGAUCCGUAGGUUUGAUUGCUGUUAGUGUAGGACUCAGAUUAAUUUAGGGGUUUUCUUGAGCUUUAAUUAAGCUGGAGAAGACAAUGGGUUUCUUCUGAUUUGAAAUCUUAAACGGUUUUUUUCUACAAAGAGAAGGGCUAAAAUUUUGGAGUUUUAUGAAUAUGGAAGGUGCGUCAUUCUCGUUAUAGUUUUAAUGGUGGUUACUGUUUGAUGAUGGAGAAAGAAAAAAAGAAAGCUUUUAAAGUUAUCUCUUCCAAAUUAUUGCAAACACAUCAUUGAGGCAUAAAGUUUGGGUUUUUGGGAAAUCAGUAAAGGGGAACACAUCAUAGAAGAAAGCUUUCAAAGCCAAAAAGAAAAAAGGAGAAGUCUUUUUGAAUCUUUAAGUAGAAAGUUUCCGGCGCCGGAGAAUUGUUUUUGUGAUCUGUAGAAAAUGGCUGCGAAGCUUCUGCAUUCAUUGGCAGAUGAUAGUGCAGAUCUGCAGAAGCAAAUUGGAUGUAUGAAUGGGAUUUUUCAAAUCUUUGAUCGUCACCAUGUUCUUACUGGCCGACGAAAAAGUCUUACUUUAGGUAAUGGAAAUGCCAUUAACAUCAAUUAUGAAAGAGACUCUGUUGAUACAAUUUAUCAACAAAAAGAAACUUUUCAGGACUCCAACAUUGGUGGGAAUGUGAAAGAGAAGCGAAGGGUUUCAACAGAAUCAUCUAGAGUUUCUUUCUCAUCUUCGUGCUCUUCCUCCCCAUCGUCUUCUGAGUUCAAUAGAGGAGUUCAACCUGACGCUUCUGCGUAUGACCGAGCUAAUUUUCAAGAAUCUCCUACAAGUGAUCCUGAGAUGACUGAAGGGAAUGGAUUUUCACAUUUGGGACUUGACCUCAGAGAUGUUGUGAGAGACUCAAUGUACAGAGAAGCCAGAGGGCUUUUGAGUAAGACUCCAAUGACUAGAGAGGAAGUAGUUAGACAGAGCAGACGAGAGGAUUCUCCAAGGCCUUAUGGUUUGAAGCAAUCAACUCCCAUGGAUCUCAAUGAGUCCUUCAGAGUUCUAGCAAGACUUAGAGAAACAUCUCAACAUUAUAACGAGCUUGGCAUGAAAGAUGCGCCUCGUUACUCAGUUGAUUCUCAUGAUACGUUGAAAUCCAGACAGAAGCUGAAAGAGUUGCCUAGGCUUUCGCUGGAUAGUAGAGAACGAGCGACGCGAAACUCCAGUGUUGAUCCCAAAUCAAGUAAGCUUUCAGAAAGUUUCAGUGAAAGCUGUUCAAGCAGUAGCAAGAAACGGCCUCCCAGUGUUGUAGCAAAGCUCAUGGGAUUGGAGACAUUGCCCGGUUCUCCAUUGGGUAGAGACAUUCAUCAGUUUGGUCUGAACAAAACCAACAUCUCUGACCAAAAUGACGAUCCAUUCUCAAGAUCAUUGAGGGAGAAAAAUCUGAACCGUGCAAUCCGUUUUUCUCCUAGCUCACCGAGAAGCUUGGGGAAGGACCCGGCUUCUCCAAGAUGGAGAAACUCUGAUUUUGUUAUGAAACCUCUAUCAAAUACAAGAUUCCCCGUUGAACCAGCUCCAUGGAAACACGCUGAUAGAAACCGAGUUUUGCAAAAGCAAGCUAGCAUGCCUGUGAAAGCGAAGCCGUAUGAAGCACCUAAUUUUCCUCCUACUGUGUACAGUGAAAUGGAGCGGAGAUUGAAUGAUCUUGAGUUCAAACAUUCUGGAAAAGAUCUGCGAGCCCUUAAACAAAUAUUAGAGUCUAUGCAGUCAAAAGGUUUCCUAGAUACUGAGAAACAACAACAAUCCACAAACUUUGCAGUUCAAAGAGAUUAUGAAAGAGAAAAUUCUGCAACUUCCAACCAUGCAAUGUCAUCCAGAACGAGAGUUCAGUCUUCUUCAUCUAACCAGGUAUAUCAAUCCCCGAUUGUGAUUAUGAAACCUGCCAAGCUUGUUGAGAAGGCUGGUAUUCCUGCGUCAUCCCUUAUUCCCAUUCACAGCCUAACUGGCAUCAAGAAGAUCCGUAGAGAAAAACCUGAUGAUAAAGGAACUUCAGCAAGUAAUAGUAAACGGGUGACAAAAGAUUGUAGUCCUGGAAACCGAAGAGCUGAAUCAUGUACCAGCUCGUUUGAUAAGAAAUCUGACAGCAGAAAUGUGCGGUCUUCUUCAAAAAAGCCUCAGCAGGUUUCCAAAGAAAGUGCUUCAAAGAGUUCAGGAUCUGUAAGUCCAAGAUUACAGCAGAAGAAGCUUGAGUAUGAUAAGCGUUCACGGCCACCAACCCCUCCUGAUUCUAGCAAAUCAAGGAAACCGUCAAACCAACAACUUGUGGAAUCUACUUCUCCUGGUGGCAGACGUAGACCCAAGGGUCAGAAGAGUUUGCAGCAAGUUGAUGACCAACUUAGUCAAGCAAGCAAUGAAUCUAGGACGUCAAGUCAUGGCAUUUGUACUCAAUCCGAAACAGAAGCCUCUGCUUGUGUAGAAAAAUCUACUGAAGCUGAUGGUGGUAAAAGUCCAUCUGUAAUCGAGGCAGCCAAAGCUGUAGUCUCUAACUUAAUGCAGAAUAAAUCCAGUCCAAGGUUUAGUGAAGAUGGAUUGUCAGCUAACCUUUCACUAGUUGCUUUGGAACAUCCAAGUCCUAUUUCUGUUCUCGACGCUUCAACGUACAGAGAGACUGAACCAUCACCCGUGAAGACACAAGGUAAUGUUGCCCAUGAUUUUGGUGAUGAAAAUUGUGAGGACCAGUGGAAUCCAGCAUACAGUUUCUCAGAAACCACAUCAAGCUUUUCGCCAGAGAUAAACCGUAAGAAGCUACAGAAUGUUGAGCACUUGGUUCAAAAGCUCAGACGAUUGAACUCUAGCCAUGAUGAAGCCAGCCAAGAUUAUAUUGCAUCGCUCUGUGAGAACGCAGAUCCUACCACCGAUCAUAGAUACAUUUCUGAGAUUCUAUUAGCCUCGGGUCUUCUCCUAAGAGACCUUGGCUCAGGAUUGACAACGUUUCAACUUCACCCUUCUGGCCACCCAAUCAAUCCUGAGCUGUUCUUUGUUCUUGAGCAGACAAAGGGAAGCAGCACUACGCAUCUGUUACACAAAGAAGAAAGUAAGGUUCUGAAAAAUGAGAAGCUCAACCGGAAACUUGUGUUUGAUCUCGUUAAUGAGAUUCUGGUGGAGAAACUAGCGUCAGUUGAAGCCACGACGAAUCCAUUGAUGAAGUCAUAUGCUAAGGUGACUAAGAAAGCCGUGAGUGCGCAACAACUACUGAAAGAACUGUGUUCAGCGAUAGAAACACAGCAAAAGCAAGCCACAAAGAGAUCAGAAAACUUUUUAUUGGAAGAAGAAGACGACUUCUUGAAAAGUAUACUUGCUGAAGAUGUGACGAUUCGAUCUGGGAACUGGGCAGACUUCAGUGGAGAAAUGUCAGGAUUGGUGCUGGAUGUUGAGAGGCUUGUCUUCAAGGAUCUGGUUAAUGAAAUCGUGCAUGCAGAGACAAGCCGUCUGCAAGCAAAGUCAGGAAGGCGACGAACGCUUUUUGCUGACCAGUAGCUAAGUCUGUUGAAGAAGACAAAAUAUAUACACAAGUGGUUUCUCUAACUCUUUAACUGUGUUAUGUUUCACUCUGGUCCUUUUUUUCGUCUUUGCUGAUUCUUAUGGUCGUUCUUGGGUCUUCCGUAUUCUACAGCAGAAUUAUAAUCAUAUGGUGUGUUAUGUAAUUACUGAAGUUCUUGAGAUGGCUACCUAAAGAAAAAACUGUAAAGCGAUAUAGAAAGAGAAUUCAUAAAAGAAGAAAGACAACUAAUGGAAAAUUCUCUGUAUCUAUUGUUUCAUGCA